This is a messenger RNA of Paraglomus occultum, 171 nucleotides long. The record is from the annotation of a GenBank genome assembly. NCBI's taxonomy places the organism in Eukaryota, Fungi, Glomeromycota, Glomeromycetes, Paraglomerales, Paraglomeraceae.
AUGUCAGCUAUCGCAACUAAAAUCGUAGAAAAAUACAAUCUCAGCCCCGCGAUGAGUGUGUCCGAUCUCAGUAAAUAUACCUCAGAAUUUCUUGAAAACCUUACUGAUGAUAGAAAGCGGAAUCAGGCACGCAGACGCCUUGGGGAUGGUUUUAACUUUAGCAGUGAACAG